Messenger RNA from Styela clava, 2120 nucleotides. Its product is annotated as DBH-like monooxygenase protein 1 homolog. Gene Ontology annotation, biological process: octopamine biosynthetic process; norepinephrine biosynthetic process; dopamine catabolic process. Gene Ontology annotation, molecular function: dopamine beta-monooxygenase activity; copper ion binding. The record is from RefSeq and is a predicted model, not a curated record. NCBI's taxonomy places the organism in Eukaryota, Metazoa, Chordata, Ascidiacea, Stolidobranchia, Styelidae. Gene Ontology annotation, cellular component: secretory granule membrane.
CGAAUAUAUAAGUUUUUUUAUUGUUGUUGAAGUCGUUAAAGUUAGUGGUUGAAAGUUUCAAUCAUAAAACUCAAUGUAACGACUCAAUAAGGUAUAUUUUAUAAUAAAGCGUUGAAGAAAAUUGUCAGUAAAAGUUAAGUGAGCUUGACGAUUUCCAGUCAAUUUGUAUUACACAACAAGCAUGUUAUUUAAUAUAAUGACACUCGUAGCCGCAGCAUUGGUAGUUUGUGUACGUUCACAAAUACUUCCAAGUGAAGCCUACAAUCAUUCUGCAGUUCUGAAAUUAGGAGUAAUAAAACUGUAUUGGAAGUUUAAUGAUAAAUAUAUAACUUUCGAGGUGAUCGCUAAGACUACAGGAUGGGUUGGAAUUGGAUUUUCAGAAAAGGGAUCAAUGAUAGCGUCAGAUAUAAUCGUAGGAUGGGUGAAGAAUGGAAUUGUUGAAAUUACGGAUAGACAUGGAGAUUUGAAUGGGUUCCCUCCACUUGAUUCGCAGCAAGAUAUUAAAAUAUUAGGAGGAAAGCAAGAUGGCAGUUGGACAAUGCUGAAAUUUUCGCGACAGAUAGCCAGCUGCGAGAAAGAUUAUGAUAUUGAACUGAACAGAAACACACAAAGAGUAAUUUGGGCAUACGGAAAUAAAGUUCCAAUAGGAGAUGAUAUUACACCUCAGGAUUCUCAUGGAACGAAUAGAGGUGUGAAAAGUCUGAUUAUACUGACAUCACUUGAAAAACUGUAUGAUUUGCCAAAAGGACCUGAAUACAAAACAUUUGACGUGUUAGCAAAUAAUGUCAAAAUUCCAGCUGCAGCUACAUAUUAUAACUGCAGAAUACAUCGAUUUCCUGAAUUUACUAAGAAACAUCAUAUUGUGAAGGUUGAGCCCAUCAUUAGCGAGGGUAAUGAAGAAUAUGCUCAUCAUAUUGCUCUGCACCGAUGUGGAGAUGUGUUGCCUAAUAAAACGUUAUUGGAACUGGACGAUAACUGUUAUUCUUCGAAUAUAAAAUUUUUCGAAACCUGUGGAAAAAUUAUUGAAGUAUAUACAAUCGGUGGCGAAUCGGAGAUAUUUCCGGAUAUCGCUGGUAUAUCGGUGGGCGCGCCUGGUGAUCCGAUCUAUGUUCAGCUAGAAAUACAUUACAACAACCCUGAUUUACGUUCAGAUAUUGUUGACAAUUCCGGUCUACGUUUCACCUACACUUCUACCUUGAGAAAAUUUGAUAUUGGUACAUCGUACAUAGGUGUUGUACCUUUCGGAUCUCAAACUUUUAUUCCACCGGGAUCCGAAAGUUUUAAAAGUAUAGGUCAAUGCAAUCCUACGUGCUUGGGAGAUAAAAUGACCACAUCCGGUUUUGAAAAUAUAACAAUAUUUAGCGUUAUUCUACAUUCACACCUGGCUGCAAGGAAAGCGAGACUACGUCAUUUCAGGAAUGGCACAGAGCUACCACUCAUUGCGUCUGAUGAACAUUUUGACUUUAAUUACCAAAGACGUAGAUAUUCUAAUGCUACUGUAAAAAAUACAGACCAGUUGGUUAUGGAAUGUGAGUACAAUACCAAAGAUCGUUUAGAAGUAACAGAGGCUGGUUUUGGAACAAUGAAAGAAAUGUGCUUCGCUAUUGUUUACUACUAUCCAUUGAUAAAUUUGAGUUACUGCUUUUCGAGUGUACAAAGAAGAUUGUCAUGGAGUUAUUUAGGAGUCGACCUCGGAAAAGUAAAAAGAAUUGACGAAGAGAAUCCAGAUUUAGAAGCAUUUGUACUAACAGGUCCUGAUAAGCAAGCUGGUAAAACGAUACUGGAAUAUAUGAAUGAGUUGGAUUGGAAUACAAAAAAUAUUUCACAAUUUCAAUUGAACUACAACGCAAUGGAACAUUACGAACUUUGUUAUGAAUCGGAUCGAAGCAACCCUACGAAAACUGCUUUCAACCUCACUAAAAUAGCAAAUCCGUACAAAAAAUCAAAGAGAAAAUGUCAUCAACCAGAUUUGGAUGAAAAUGAAUCUGUGUCGACGUAGUCGAGAUAUUUCUUGAAGACAACUUAGUAAAACUGCGUCUACGUAGUCUAAGUUACUUGUCAUUUGAAUUCGUGUAUUUGUUUAUUUGUUCAACUUCGGAACUAAUAAAUGAAGAAAGAAA